This is a messenger RNA of Nicotiana tabacum (common tobacco), 671 nucleotides long. NCBI's taxonomy places the organism in Eukaryota, Viridiplantae, Streptophyta, Magnoliopsida, Solanales, Solanaceae. The record is from RefSeq and is a predicted model, not a curated record.
AAAACCUGUAGAAAGUUUUAAAAGAAUUUCAUUUUGUUAGAUAAGCCAGAAGUAUUAACACUUGCUUUUGUCUCUUUUUCUGGAAUUAGAGAAUGCGCAUCGACCUUGCUGAUGAGAAGAAAGCAAUUGAGGCAACUGUCCAUUAUCUCCUUUGCUUCACGACGAUAGGUGCCGGAGGUGUGGGUUUGGUCUAUGAACACAAAUAUUCUUUGGACCGGCAGAAUCAAACUCGCUUGGAAAUAGAGAAAAUUUUGCAAAAACACAUGCAAGGAAUCUCGCAAAGAAUGGAAAAAUCCGAACAAAAAAUCAAUCAAAUCAGGCAUAAAUAUCAAGAAAUCAAUCAAAUCAGGCGUGGAUUUCCAAUUAUCAACCACGUGACAGACGCGAUGCGGGCGGAUAUGGAGCUCUGGUCAAGGCAAUCAACUAUGAAAAAUAUGACUGACGGCAGUUGAUGAUCGAAGAUGUAAACCCGUUGCUGACUUAGGUAGUGAAGGAAAGAAGGUGACUUAGCAUUGUAAUCUGUUGCGUGUUAAUUAAUGAUACUAUUUCCUCGCUCGUAUUCACUGAAUUAUUAGUGUUCUCUGUGUUUUAUCUACCCACUUCUCCUUGGAACGCUGUCAAUUCUACUCUAAACAACUCGCCUUACUCUUUAUUUGCGGUUCUAUUCUUGA